Amaranthus tricolor (Joseph's coat) is the source of this 3032-nucleotide messenger RNA. RefSeq lists its product as uncharacterized. The record is from RefSeq and is a predicted model, not a curated record. Gene Ontology annotation, cellular component: cytoplasm; nuclear body. The transcript is spliced from 14 exons. NCBI's taxonomy places the organism in Eukaryota, Viridiplantae, Streptophyta, Magnoliopsida, Caryophyllales, Amaranthaceae. Gene Ontology annotation, molecular function: protein binding; ribonucleoprotein complex binding. Bases 512 to 2569 code for a protein of 685 amino acids. Gene Ontology annotation, biological process: alternative mRNA splicing, via spliceosome.
UUUUAAUUUCUUUUAUUCAUAAAUUUGUACAUUCAGUCUGGAUUUAAUUUGUUCAUGAACUUCAAUUUAACAAUUUAUUGGGGAUUUAAUCGAAUUAGUUCACAUGUUAAAUUAUUCUUAAAUCUCUUGUUUUCCAAUUGGUACCAGUCGUCAAAUUGGUUAUGUUACUAAUACUAAUUGCUAAGAUUUUUUUAUUUCUGGUGAUAGCUGUUCGUUUUCCCCUUUCUAAUUUAAUUGGAAAAAUUUGCUCAAAAUACAAAGUAAUUUUGCAUAGAUAGUCAAUAGUUUAUCAUUUAAUGCGUAUUUCCAACCUUCAAAUUUAUAUUGCCACUGAUUUAAUGCAGCUUUAUUCGCAGUAUUCGUAUUAUGCCCCAGAAUGACUUUUUGCAUUUUGGAUGAAACGGAGCACUAGCUUGUUUUGAAGUUUAGUAGUUUGACAUUUGCAUAUACUCUAGAUAUCACUUGGCUUGAUUGCUCUUAGUAAGUUUAGGAGUUAGCAAAAUUAUACUACAUGGAUAACUUCCAUGGAAUUCCUCCUCCACCUGGUGUCCAGUCUGCGCCCAAUUUCGCUACUCCAGCUUCAUAUGUACAAUCGUCUCAGCACUUUGGAAAUGUCCCAAGUCCUCAUGAGCAAUUUGCCCAAUAUCAUAAUAGCCAUCCAUACGAUGUGCCUCCUUAUGCAGCUCCGCCCCCACAUGGGCAGACCUUUCAACAUGCUGGUCCACCACAACAUGCCCCUUAUCCUGACUAUGUACCUAAUAACUAUCAGUAUGGUAAUGGGUUUCCCCAUCCCAUGCCAGGCUAUCAACCUCCACAACAAAUGGUUUCCAAUGCCGGUAACUUCAAUGGCUUGCCGUACAGUAUGAAUCAGGCACCUCAAUCAGGAGCUGGAACUGGAGUUGCUGGUGACUCAUUGCCUUCAGGAAACGUGGUCGUUUCAGAGAAUAUAAUGCAGGUACCUCAAGUAAAUGAGCAGAAACAGAAGCUGGAUGAUAAAAUUGAUACUCAAUCUGGAACAGUGAUUUCCAAACCUUCAAGAGAUCCUCAAAAUGGCUUAUCUUCGUCCUUCGUAGUCGUGAAAGAUCAGAAGCAAAACCAACCAAAUUCACAAGUUGAAGCCACAGAGGGGAAUUCUAUAGUGGAAAAUGGACUCCAUUCUUCUGAAACAGAUAAAAUUGCUUCUGAAGAGAAUCAAGGAAAAUGUCACAAAGCUUCUUUGCACUAUCCUCAACGAUCAGAUGAUGAAAUUGAAACAGCUGCUCAAGUUGCUGUCUUACGUGAACAAGAAAUUUCCACCCAAAGGAUUAUAGAGAGCCAAAGACAAGCCAGAGGAACUAGCACUCUACCUGAAGAUAGGAAAGACUUCUUGUCAGGACAGUGUGAUCCCAAUGCUAUAAAGGAGCAUUUACUAAAGCUUACGGCAGAACAUAGAGCAGAAAUGACUGUAAAACGAGGGAAGCCCCCUGCUUCUGGGAAAGAUAACUUGGAGAUUGGUAAUGGCUAUGGUGUACCUGGUGGAGGCGCUUAUUCCAAUGCUGUACAACCUAGUGCUAGUGGUAUUGAAGUGAGCAACAAUAAUACUGGAUUGACUGGAGAAUUAAAUCAGAAGCAAGGGAUAAAGGAGUUGCCGGAGUACCUCAAAAAGAGGUUGAGAGCAAGAGGAGUUUUGAAAGAUGAUGCCGCUCUUGAUGACAAGCUAGAAGUUCAAUCAACUCAAUCAUCAGGGGAUAUCAACUUGCCUCCUGGAUGGGCUGAAGCCAAGGAUCCUGAAAGUGGUGCCACAUACUUUUACAAUCAAAGCACUGGAAAGAGUCAGUGGGAGAGACCUGUAGACACAAAUGCAAGUUCUCAAAACCCUUCAACGUCAGCAUUGGGAGAAGAUUGGGUGGAAGUACUUGAUGAAACAUCUGGUCAAAAAUACUACUAUAAUAAGAAAACUCAAGUUUCACAAUGGCAACCUCCUCAAGUAAUGCUGGAGGCUACUCCAGCGCAUGCUUCAGAUGUUACGUCCAAAAAUCUUCAUGAUAGUAAAUGGCCGGAGCAAUCUUCCAUGUCAGAAAGAUGCUUAGGUUGUGGUGGUUGGGGGGUGGGACUUGUACAGGCCUGGGGUUAUUGUAACCACUGCACUAGGACUCUCAACCUUCCUCAAAGCCAAUACAUAGCACAAGGUGGAAGCAGUCAACAGAGUAAAAUUGACAUGAAUGGCAGGCAAGAUUCAGACAGCAGAUCUUUGAACCAAAGGUCCAGUUCACGCCCACCAGUUGGUAAAGGCGGUAGAUACAAUAAGAAACGAACUUACAGUGAGGAUGAGGAGUUGGAUCCAAUGGACCCAAGCUCUUAUUCUGAUGCUCCUCGUGGUGGGUGGGUUGUAGGUCUGAAGGGAGUGCAACCACGGGCAGCAGAUACAACAGCGACAGGACCUCUUUUCCAGCAGCGUCCAUACCCUUCUCCGGGAGCUGUGUUGCGAAAGAAUGCAGAAGUGGCUUCACAAAAGAAGAAACCAGGCUCUCAUAACACUCCAAUCUCUAAGAGAGGUGAUGGAAGCGAUGGACUGGGUGAUGCUGACUAAUUUCCAAGCGAAUUUGGUGCACACAAAAUCGGUAAUAGGAUGAUUAUCCGUGGACCGCUUUAUAGAAAUUUACUCCCUCUGUUCUUGCGAGUCCCCUCUCCCUCCCUCCUUUGUGAUGAUCGCCUUUAUCCGCAGUGAACCGAACUCAAGGGGACAGUUAGACGGAGGAGCGUCGGGUUAGGCUAAGCUGUUUUGCCCUUGUAUUUGUAAAAGGUUGGUUCUUUUGCUACAUUUUAUAAAUCAUCUUACCCAGAACUAGGAGUAUUUAGUCGAAAACUCGAGUGUCAAAUCAAAUCAAAUUAAUUUAUAAUGUUGUAAGAUGAAAGUUUGUGAUAUUUUUCUUGAUACUAGAUGAAUCAGACCAUAACAUGAACUAUUUAUAGAGAUAAAAUCAAAAUAUGUAGUACUUCCUUUGGUGUAAUGCUCAUUGUUUUAAUAGAGAACCAUUAAUCCUUAUGAUCAA